AUGAAUAAGGCAAAGUGUUCAAUCAUUUCACUGGCCCUCAAUGCCAUCGUAAGCAUGAUAAGGGAUAUUGCUAAAAGAUUGUUAGAUGAGUGUCACAAUUUGAUGGUGAUAGCUAAAAGAAAGACGGUCGGACCAAAAGAAGUGACAGUAGCAACCAAAGUUACAAUUCAUGAGAUUGGAUGUCAAAGAGUCAGCAAACUUGCUCUUUUCUUUAUUACUGGUGUCAUUGAUUGUUUGGCACAAAAGGUUAUCAAUGCUUCUAUUGAUCAAUCUGUACUAGAUAAAAAAAAUAGGCUUAAUUCAAAUCACAUUAGACUUGCAUUAGGAUGUAAAAAAGAGACAACUUCGUCAUCAUUAAAUUUGCUAAAAUUUCAUACAAUACAUUUAUUAUAUUUACUUAAAUAUGAAAGAGAUAUAGCUGAAAGAAUAAUAGAAGAGGCACAAUGUAUGGUAGCAAAGGAGAGUAAAAAGACAAUCACAGUAAGGGAAAUCCAAUUCGCUACUAGAAUUAUACUGGAUGGCGCUGUUGCAAUGCAUGCCAUCGUACAAGGCAUGUUUGCUGUGGAAUCUGGUGGGGAAAAGAAAGAACGUCUCACAUUAAAAGUAUCAUGGUACCAACAGCUAUUCGAAGAGAUGGGAUAUAGAACCCAAAAACUUGCUCCUCUCUAUCUUACUGCUGUUAUAGAGUACGUGUUAAUAGAGAUUCUCGAGCUUUCCUAUAUGCAUGCAAUGGAAGAGAAAGAAACGGAAAUCACUCCAGGUCACAUCAGACAUAUUAUAUCACGUGAUUGGGAAUUAUUUAAAGUAUUCCCACGUUCAAGUGUCAUUGCUGGUGCAGGUCUCUUGCGUUAUAUCGAUCCCAAAACAGAGGUUAUCACUAAAUCCAAUGAUAGUGACGAUCAAGAAGAUAAUAAUAGUAGUCACAAUGAUGAUGAUGAUGAUAAUCAAGAUGAUGAUGAUGAUGAAGAUGAUGAUGAUGAUGAUGAAGAUGAUGAAGAAGAUGAUGAUGAACAAGAACAAGAAGUGGAGCAAGAAGAUGAAGAAGUUGAGAAUCUCGAACACCUUUUCAGUGAAUUGGAUCCAAAUCUUGAGGGCACUCAAGAGCAGCUUAAUAAUAACAAUAAUAAUAAUAAUAAUGUUAUAUUUAAAUGUAAUGGACCAACUGAACACCCAUUAAAAGUUUGGUGUCAACAAGAAUUUGAUGAAUGUUAUUUUUAUUUAGAGGAACCAAUCUCUAGAUCAAAGAUUGCAGCAUUUGACAUGGACGAUACUCUUAUCAGAACAAAGUCUGGUGCCAAGUUUGCUCAAUCACAAUCGGACUGGCUUUUCUGGGAUGAUAAAGUUCCAUCAAAGAUUGCUGAAUACUAUAGACUUGGAUACCAAAUUGUAAUUGUUACAAAUCAAGGUGGUAUUGGAAUACACGGCAGACACGAUCACACCAAAUUCUCUCAAGUCAGUGGAAAGAUUCAAGACCUAUUUAGAUUUUGGAAUAUGCCAUGUAUUGCUAUUAUGGCAUGUGAUGUCGAUGGUUUAUGGCGUAAACCAAGUAAAUUAAUGUGGAACUUCCUCGUUGAAGAGUGUACAGAUGGUUCUGUAUCUAUCAACAGUAAAGAUUGUAUAUAUGUUGGUGAUGCUGCUGGAAGACCAGACAAUUGGAAAUCAGGAAAGAAAAAAGAUUUUGCAUCAUCAGAUCUUGGAUUCGCACUUUCAUCUGGUAUUGCAUUCAAAACUCCAGAAGAAUUCUUUUUAGAUGAACCUCCUUUUGUGUUUGAUCAGACAGUAGGUGCAAAUGGAAUCAUUUCAAGUGACAAGAUACCAAAGGUAGCUACAACAGGUGAUAUUAUCCAAGGUGGUGCUAAUAUCAUUCCACCAUUUCAACGUCAAGAGCUUGUUAUUAUGGUUGGUCUUCCAGCAUCUGGAAAGAGUACAUUUACAGAGACUCAUUUUGUUCCAGCUGGCUAUAGUCGUGUAAAUAGAGAUACUCUAAAGACAAAAGAAGCUUGUUAUAAGGCUUGUCAAUUUGCAUUGGAUCAAGGUAAAUCAGUUGUAAUAGAUAAUACCAAUCCAUCAAAAGAAGAUAGAAAAGUAUUCAUAGAUAUGGCUAAAAAAUUGGGUUUACCAAUUAGAUGUUUUAGAAUGAAUACACCACUCGAUUUGGCACAACAUUUAAAUUACUUUAGAGAAAGAAAACAAGGUGUCAAACAUGUUCCAAAUAUUGGAUACAAUAUGUUUAACAAAUGUUUACAGGAACCUCAAUUGAAUGAAGGAAUCGAUGAAAUCAAUCAUGUCAAUUUCAUUCUCAACAUCAAUCCAAAUGAUGUCAGCAACUGGAACAUUCCAAAACCAAAAUAA
Cavenderia fasciculata is the source of this 2352-nucleotide messenger RNA. Its product is annotated as SAP DNA-binding domain-containing protein. Lineage: Eukaryota; Evosea; Eumycetozoa; Acytosteliales; Cavenderiaceae. The transcript has 9 exons. Gene Ontology annotation, molecular function: protein heterodimerization activity; polynucleotide 3'-phosphatase activity; ATP-dependent polydeoxyribonucleotide 5'-hydroxyl-kinase activity. The record is from RefSeq and is a predicted model, not a curated record. Bases 1 to 2352 code for a protein of 783 amino acids. Gene Ontology annotation, biological process: DNA repair.